Molecule: messenger RNA, 1735 nt
Organism: Lagenorhynchus albirostris (white-beaked dolphin)
Lineage: Eukaryota; Metazoa; Chordata; Mammalia; Artiodactyla; Delphinidae
Gene: RND3
Product: Rho family GTPase 3
Exons: 5
Coding region: 244-978 (244 amino acids)
Biological process (GO): small GTPase-mediated signal transduction
Molecular function (GO): GTP binding; GTPase activity
Source: RefSeq, a predicted model, not a curated record
GAAACAAAGCAGUCGGAUCGGAAUUGGACUUGGGAAGCGCCGUGUGGAGUCAGGCAUAAAACUUGUCGGAGGAGAGGAAUGAGCCUGCUCCUCUAGCUCUCCUCGUCUGCGCGGCGCUUCAGGGGUUCCCGCCAGCCUUGCGAUUUAUUUUUAUAUAUCUGCUUUUUAUAGAAAGAGAAAUAUAUAUAUAUUUUUUCCUCCUAAGUGAAAAUUUCUGUUUCGAGAGAAAAUAAGGCAAGAUCAAUGAAGGAGAGAAGAGCCAGCCAGAAAUUAUCCAGUAAAUCUAUCAUGGAUCCUAAUCAGAACGUGAAAUGCAAAAUAGUAGUGGUGGGAGACAGUCAGUGUGGGAAAACCGCGCUGCUGCACGUCUUCGCCAAAGACUGCUUCCCCGAGAAUUACGUCCCUACGGUGUUUGAGAAUUACACGGCCAGUUUUGAAAUCGACACACAAAGAAUAGAGUUGAGCCUGUGGGACACUUCGGGUUCUCCUUACUAUGACAACGUCCGGCCCCUCUCUUACCCAGAUUCAGAUGCUGUGCUGAUUUGCUUUGACAUCAGUAGACCAGAGACGCUGGACAGUGUCCUGAAAAAGUGGAAAGGUGAAAUCCAGGAGUUUUGUCCCAACACCAAGAUGCUCUUGGUCGGCUGCAAAUCUGAUCUUCGGACAGAUGUCAGUACAUUAGUAGAGCUCUCAAACCACAGGCAGACCCCAGUGUCCUAUGACCAGGGGGCAAAUAUGGCCAAACAGAUCGGAGCAGCUACUUACAUCGAAUGCUCGGCUCUACAGUCAGAAAACAGCGUCAGAGACAUUUUUCACGUGGCCACCUUGGCAUGUGUAAACAAGACAAAUAAAAACGUUAAGCGGAACAAAUCGCAGAGGGCGACAAAGCGGAUUUCACACAUGCCCAGCAGACCAGAACUCUCCGCGGUGGCUACGGACUUACGAAAGGACAAAGCCAAGAGUUGCACUGUGAUGUGAAUCUCUGGUUAUCUUUAAUGAGGACAAGGAAACCUAGUGUGGAAAACACCACCAACAAAAAAAAAAAAGGUGAAGUCUGAGCAAAGUGCAUAGCCAAAGUCACGUAUGCUGGAGGCUCGGGAGGCAUUUGGAAGGAUGCUCAUCUUUUUGGAAUCCUGUCCUUAGGUUCGGCAUGUAGAACAAGCGGUGAGAAGUGAGUUCAUUGAAGAGUUUUGAAGCGUGACUUGAAAAAUAUGCCAAAAAAGAGAGAUUCAGAUGGGCUAGAGGGUGAGGAGGAAUGCGAGGACCUCCAAGAAGAAAAACCACGCUCUGAAUGGUGCUUGCGUUUUUGUUUUCUUUGUUACAAUCUAUUCAUGGAUCUCUACUUUGAUUUAAUUUUUAAGUGUUUUAAUCUCCUUUACAAAAAGUAUAUAUUAAUACACCGUCCUCAUUGGGGAACUGGCACUGUGACCUUAGCAUUUAGUUUUCUAGAGGAUGUGAUCUAAUUUCCUCCUAGCUCGUCAUUAAAAUGGAAAUUGUAUCAGGACCCAUGGGAUAUCCAGAGGAAAAGUUGGUGAGGCUUUGAAAUCUUGCCAUCCUGAAGAUAGCUGAGCGAGAUGGUUCUCAAGAAAGGCCUUUGCAGUCUUGCAAGAUAUGCAGACCAGCACUACCAAGAUCGAAUAGGUCAGCUAGAAAAAAAGUGUCAAUUUUUAUUCAGUCUGAUGGUUCUGUUCAUCCUUGUGAUUGUCAUUAAAAAGUGGUAAAUUGCUCAAUGUGA